CUGUUGUCCCCCAUGACUGGUAAAAACAUGCCUCACGUAUGGCUGAUCAUGAGCCAAAACAAUGAGGAGAAAUGUAACCAGUCUGGGUAUUCUAGGGUUGAUAGUAAGAGACAGAGACAGUAUCUUGUUUCCUUGUUCAUUCUUACGUGGUAGGUCCUGGGUAUGGGACAGUCAUUUUUCUUACUGCUCUCUCAGACCAACACAGAUUUACUGAAACCACAUUUCUGGGUUUUAACACAAUUCUGAGGAAAAAUUUGAAAGUCUGAAUCCAACGAUCUAAGAGCCUCUCAUGCUCCCAGAACUGAGAGCAGUGAUUGUGGGACCACAUAUGUCUGGGAUGCACUCAGUUGGAAACACCAUUCUAGGAAGAGAGGCCUUUAUAUCUGAGGGAAUCACUGCUCAGUGUGAGAAGAGAGAUGGAGGAGUGAGGGGGAGGAAAGUAACUCUGGUCAAAGCUCCAGGCUGGUGGAGGGAAUAUCAGUUGUGUGACACACCGGAACUUGUUAAGGAGGAACUUGUGUGCAUCUCUGUGCCACCCUGCACCCCAUGCUUUCAUACUCGUGGUUGAGGCUGACCGUCCGUUCACAGAAGCAUGCAGGAAAUCAGUAAAGGAACACCUGGAGCUUCUCAGUGAGAGAGUCUGGAGUUACACUCUUGUGCUGGUCACCUAUGGGGAUUGGCUGGGAGACACAAAAGCUAUAGCGCAGCACAUUGAGAGUGAAGGGGAGGCCCUCCAAUGGCUUGUUGAGAAAUGUGGGAACGCUUAUAGUAAUUGAUCAUGAAUUCCUCCUUCAGUGAGGUCAGAAAUCCUGGCAGGUGUUUUUUUGUGUUCUCCAUUUCCCAAUGCUGUCCUCCUGAUUGCCCCACUGGACACAUCUUUUACUGAGGAGCAAAGGAAGGUGACACAGGACAAUAUGAAGCUGCUUGGUGAGAAUAUCUGGAGACACACUAUAGUGAUUUUCACUUGGGGGGCUUGGCUGGGAGACACAACAACCAUUGAGCAGCACAUUGAGAGUGAAGGGGAGACCCUCCAGUGGCACAUUGAGAAAUGUGGGAACAGGUAUCAUGUCUUUCAGUGUAGGGGUAAAGACACUGACACUGAGGUCACAGAGCUGCUGGAGAAGAUAGAGGAGAUGGUGGCAGGAAAACCUUUCUUUAGCCUGAGUACUGAGACCCAGAGUCCAGUGGAGACAGAAAUCAGACCACAGUCAGAGGCCAAUGAGGAUGGAGCCACUGAGAAGAUUUCACAACUUCUCGACAAGGAAUGUGAUCGGAGAAACUGGGAGGGUCUGCUGGAAAUAGCAAAGCCAUCAACUCAACCAAUGCCAAAGAGAAAUAGAAGUCGGGAAGAAUCUGAAAACUUCAGAGACGAGCCACCCAUGAAGCUCUCAGGACUGAGUGAGAGCGGAAGAGACCAAACAUACACCUGGACUGGCAGAAGGGCAGCGACAAUGGAAGAUCCGAGGGAGGAACAGGGUACCAGCACAAGUGGUCAACACACAGACUUGAUGCAGUCGUUAGAUGCGGAGCUGAGAGACAGAUGGAGGGAACUGCGAGAGAUAGCCAUACUACAGAGUCAUUAUGCCAACUCAGAGCCUGGUACUAAAGAGCUUCAUACAUCCCAUCACAAAGUAUACUAUGCAUACAAUUCUAAUGUACACUGUCCUUAACAAACUGUUUA
Coregonus clupeaformis (lake whitefish) is the source of this 1681-nucleotide messenger RNA. RefSeq lists its product as uncharacterized. The transcript has 5 exons. The coding region runs from base 915 to 1670 and encodes 251 amino acids. Lineage: Eukaryota; Metazoa; Chordata; Actinopteri; Salmoniformes; Salmonidae. The record is from RefSeq and is a predicted model, not a curated record. Gene Ontology annotation, molecular function: GTP binding.